AUGGAGAGGCUCGAUUGCACGGAACGAAAGCUGCACAGACGGCUACUUGGCUACUUUUGGCCCAGGGUAUGCCACAAUGAAGAUCUUUACGCAGAAACGGGUGUGGUAUACCGGCGGAUGACACGUGGAAGAUAUGAACGUCUUGCACCGCCAUCGAAAGUGACUAGAGUAAUUCGUCUUUGCUUAUUUGGUCAUAUAUUAAGGAGGCUGGCACAUCGCCUUGUUCAACGAGUUUUGAGGAGUUUGUCCUGUUCUGGCUGGAAGAAGCCGCCUGGCCGAAAACGGAAGUUCUGGACUGAGGUGGUGAAAGAGGACCUGAAGACACUCGGCGUGGAUAGGCAGUUCAGGCGAGACGUAAGGUUCCGCAGAAUAUGGAAUAGCGACGAAUGGGUUGAUUCUGUGCAAGAAGAUCGAGAAAGUUGGGCUGAGCUAUGUUCAAGGACGGCACACCUCAGCGAAGAUGCGGGUAAUCGCGUCAGGCGAUGA
This is a messenger RNA of Necator americanus (New World hookworm), 486 nucleotides long. RefSeq lists its product as uncharacterized. The record is from RefSeq and is a predicted model, not a curated record. NCBI's taxonomy places the organism in Eukaryota, Metazoa, Nematoda, Chromadorea, Rhabditida, Ancylostomatidae. The transcript has a single exon. The coding region runs from base 1 to 486 and encodes 161 amino acids.